AUGGAGGGGGGAGAAUGGAGCAAUUUUAAUGCUGCUGUAUGUGUUAAUGAAGAGGCUGAUUUUAUGGCCCAAUUAUUUCCUAAAAACUCUAAUGAAGUUAAUUACAAUCAUAAUCAUGAUGGUUGUAAAUUUAGUUAUAAUUAUAAUUAUAAUAAUAGUAAUGUGGAAGGUGGAUCAUCAUAUUAUUCUUGUGAUUCUACCUCUAAUUCACAAAAUGUGUAUUAUUCUCAAGAAAAUAAUUAUCACAAUUAUUUUAGUGAUAAUAAUAAUGAUAAUAUACCCAUUGAUUUCCUCCAUUGUCAUAUGGAUGAUGAUCAAAAUGGAAUGAAUUUAUUAGAUUUGAAUGAAGAUCAGUCUGAAAUAGACGAAAAGUCCAAAAAUAUACUCGGAUCAUCGGUUUUAGAGGUGCAUAAAGGAAAGAAGAACAAGAAAGUGAAGAGAAGUGGGAGUAGUAUAUCAUUAGUGGGAGAUGAUGAUGAGGAAAAUAAGAGAGAUGUGGUGCAUAGAAGGAGUAGUAGUAGUGGGAGUUUAGAGGAUGAUUGCAGCUCCAAAGGGAUUAGUACGACAACGACAACGACAACAGGAACCAAGACAACUCUUAAUGGUAAAACGAGAGCUAGCCGAGGUUCCGCCACCGAUCCUCAAAGUCUUUAUGCAAGGAAAAGGAGAGAAAGGAUUAAUGAGAGAUUGAGAAUUUUACAGAGCCUCGUGCCUAAUGGAACCAAGGUUGAUAUUAGCACCAUGCUAGAAGAAGCUGUGCAUUAUGUAAAGUUUUUGCAGCUUCAAAUCAAGCUACUAAGCUCGGAUGAACUAUGGAUGUAUGCUCCAAUUGCUUACAAUGGAAUGAAUAUUGGUUUGGACUUUCCUAUUAACAUUCCAAGAUGA
Amaranthus tricolor (Joseph's coat) is the source of this 885-nucleotide messenger RNA. Its product is annotated as transcription factor RSL2-like. The record is from RefSeq and is a predicted model, not a curated record. The coding region runs from base 1 to 885 and encodes 294 amino acids. The transcript is spliced from 5 exons. Lineage: Eukaryota; Viridiplantae; Streptophyta; Magnoliopsida; Caryophyllales; Amaranthaceae. Gene Ontology annotation, molecular function: DNA-binding transcription factor activity, RNA polymerase II-specific; protein dimerization activity; RNA polymerase II cis-regulatory region sequence-specific DNA binding. Gene Ontology annotation, cellular component: nucleus. Gene Ontology annotation, biological process: regulation of transcription by RNA polymerase II.